UCCAGGCCAUCAAGCAAGAAGCGACAGUGUGACAGUGAUGAGUGGUGUAGUGUGGAUGUGUGCGUCCGUCAAUCUUUCGUACCUACGUCUUUCCGUGAGGCGGCUGGAGCAGGAAAUCGCCGAGCCGUGCUGCAGAGGUGAGGAAAGGAUGGCAGGUGGUGCCGCGGUGAACACUGCCAACACGUGCAGGAGGAAAGAAAGGAUGGCAGGUGGUGCCGCGGUGAACACUGCCAACACGUGCAGGAGGAAAGGAAGGAUGGCAGGUGGUGCCGCGGUGAACACUGCCAACACGUGCUGGAGGAAAGUGCGUACCUGCUUCAUUACAUCAUGUGCAUUCUGUUUUGGAACUCGAUGUUAAACUUUUUUUUUUUCCAUGUCAACCAAAACCUGUCUGUUGACUGCCUUUCUCCUGUCUGCUUCCCACGAAUCUAUGAGGGAAAGAAAGGAUAUGUCAGUAGUAUUAUCCAUUGAAGGAUUAGUUUAAACCUUUUUCCAGAGCGUUGUUUUUGUCUCCCAUUUUUCUGCCUUCCCAGGGUAUAUAUAUGAAACAAGAAUGUAAAUUUAGUCUAUAACAUUCAUUGUAACAUGUAUUCCAGUCUUUGUGUGCUUAUUUUAGUGUAUGCAUAGAGAAAAGAAGGAUUCGAAAUGUGGUAAUGAAAAGUAGAUUGUGAAAUAAAUAGAUAAUAAAUAAGUGAAUAAAUAAAUAAAUAAAUAAAUGGAUGAAUUAAUGCAUAACCUAGAGAACAUUUCAUACCUACUGAGCUUACCAUAGCAAAUACACUGAUAUGCUACAAAAAAUGCACACAAGUAUAUGAAGAUGGAAAAAAAAUGGGGGAAGUCUGUCUUGUGUUGUUAUUUCUAUGGUUACUGCUCUCCUGAAUUUGCCAUCAGCAUGCGUCUCUCCUUCCCCACGCUGACGCUACACAAGACUUUUACCUUUAUUCCGUUCCCUUUCAGUAGUCCAGGAGUUAAGCAAUAUCUUCAUUCUUUCAUCCCCUUCAUUGGUAAACCUUGGA
Molecule: messenger RNA, 1016 nt
Organism: Scylla paramamosain (green mud crab)
Lineage: Eukaryota; Metazoa; Arthropoda; Malacostraca; Decapoda; Portunidae
Exons: 4
Coding region: 38-358 (106 amino acids)
Source: RefSeq, a predicted model, not a curated record